AUGGCUUCAAGAAAACUAAACAAAGAGGACGACGAGUCGCUUGAUGAUAGUGAGCAAAUUGAAUUGGUCGCUACGGUGUCGAUUAAAACCAUUGUCACCUCUUCUCUCACCAGUGAUGGGGCCGCCAAUCCUAUGGCAUUUAAUAAGAACAUCGUGGAAGGGAUUUUGAAAUUCCAAGCUUCAUGUCAAUAG
This is a messenger RNA of Saccharomycopsis crataegensis, 192 nucleotides long. RefSeq lists its product as uncharacterized. Bases 1 to 192 code for a protein of 63 amino acids. The record is from RefSeq and is a predicted model, not a curated record. The transcript has 2 exons. NCBI's taxonomy places the organism in Eukaryota, Fungi, Ascomycota, Saccharomycetes, Ascoideales, Saccharomycopsidaceae.